Messenger RNA from Adineta steineri, 2230 nucleotides. The record is from the annotation of a GenBank genome assembly. Lineage: Eukaryota; Metazoa; Rotifera; Eurotatoria; Adinetida; Adinetidae.
AUGAUUUAUCUCACAGAUCACUAUCCGACAUCUAUUGCUCGAAUUAAUUUUAAUAAUGAUCGAAUCGAUGAUUUAGCUAUAUUACAUUGCAAUGGAACUGUAACAAUAUUUAUUGGCUCAGAUCAUGGACUUUUUGAACGAAAAGAUUUAUCUUUCGGAACUCAUAUUGGUUGCAUUGAUAAAUGUUAAUCCAUAUUAAUUUCGAUUUCAACAAUGGUUACAAAACGUUCUGAUGAUGAUGAUUCACAACAUCCUAAAGAAAUUGAAGCACCAUAUUUUCUUCAUCCACCUGUAUCAAAAGAUGUUCCAAAAAUAUCGACAGCUACUACACCAAAAGAAAUUGAACAACCAAAUUCUCUUCAUAAACCUGUAUCAAAAGAUGUUCCAAAAAUAUCGACAGUUGCUACACCAAAAGAAAUUGAAGCACCAAAUUCUCUUCAUAAACCUGUAUCAAAAGAUACUCCAAAAAUAUCGACAGCUGCUGCAGCCAAUCCCCCGUCAGUUAUCACACCAGUGAGCAGGUAGAGUAAUUGCUUUUAAAUCUAUCGGAGAUAUAUUUUGCGAAUAGAUUUAAUCUAGAGUUUAGUCACGUUGAAACUCAUCUGUUUAUUUUGAUCCAAAAAUAGGAUUAUAACAUCGAUAACUGCAUAUAGACCUGAUUGUGAUUAAAACUACUGAGUUUUUAAUACAGUUCUCGUUAUUUAAUCACUCUUUAACUGCCAUUGUAAACAUUAAAUUUUCAUACAGAGCUGUUUAGAGGGUGUGGGUGUGGAUGUUGGUAUAAUGGGAUAUAACUAUCCACACCCACACCCACACCCUCAAGAUUUAAUCAUUUAGCAGUGAUCUGUGUUGUAAUUGACACUCGAAGUGAAUUCUCAUGUUACACAGAUGUAACAUAUGGUUGGAGGUAUCUUCAUCUUCUUUUGUAAUUGUGACAACUGUAGUUGUCUUUCAUAGCCUAUCAAAAGUUAUUAAAAAAAUACUUCGCUACUUUUUUAUGCAAAAUCGUUAUAGUUAGUAAUAAACUUCUCUUUGCCGAAGUUUUAUUUCUACAAUACUAGUUAGAAAAUGACUAAAUACGACAGUAUUAUUUUUAGUAUGUCCUAAGUGAAUACGUUUUAAUAAAAUGAUUUUACUGAAAAUAUUGAUAAGAUAAAUAAUUUUCUUCUUUCGUUUUUAGUAUGUCGAUACCGAACAACAAACCACAGAAAAAAAGUACGUACACAAAAAUUCUUCGAGUUAUUAUUAAGUGUAAAGAAACUCGACCCAACCAAAAUAAUAUUACAACAAACAAAUGUUAGUGAGUUCUUUAAGAAAUUUCAUCUGGGAUAAAAAGAAGUAGAUCUUGGUAUUCUAUAUGUAUCUUUGUUAUAUUCAAGAAUUAUUGCGGCUAAAAAGAAAUUUGAUCUUCAUUAUGUCAAACUUUGAAAUUAUUUUGAAUACUUAUCAUUUUCAUUUAGAACAGCAAGUAGUUGAUAUACCUGACACUUACGAGGGACUUCGUCAAGCUCGUUCAAAUGCCUUGUGUUCAUUGAUUAUUACAGCGUUUUGAAGUAUUUACUUGAAACAAAGAAAAACCAAUGAAUCAAAUUUUUGUUAUAAACAUUCAUAUAUCUAUAGUUUUUCAAUCGUUGAUCAUAACAACACGUUCAUUUGUGUGGAAAAUAAAUAAGUGAAUAGGAUGUUGAAGGUCGUUCAAUUCAGUCGUUCCUUAUGAGAACUACUAUGUAUGUAAGUACUUCUUAAUUUAUUCUAAGACACCGAAGAUAAAUGAACACUACCAUCCUAAUGAUUAUACAACUACCAUAGAAUUUUCAUGGUAAUAUCAACUGAAACGACUUUCUUCUGGAUGAGAGAAAUUUUAAAAUAGAAUGUUUGUGACAAAUGUAGCAAAUGCCGUUAUAACUGAUCGUUUUCUAUGUAAUCUCAAAUCAACGAAUCUACUGCAAGUAUUCACUCUGAAAUAAAACAAAAUAAUGAAACAGAAUAUUGACUGGUAAACUAAUAUUCAACUGUCACAUAAUCACUAGCGAAUGAGUCACAGCCAAUGUAUUAUUUUUGAACUAUGCAUUGAAUUGACACAGAUCUGCUAUUCAGAUCAUUCACGUCUUAUUUAACCAUCAAUAAACUGUCGAAUGAAAUCAUUUACAAUAAUGUAAACAAAAUAUAUUCACAGAAUCUAUUGAUAAUGAUUAUUCAUUUGAUCAUAGACCCUUGAUAAGUGUAUCUU